This is a messenger RNA of Prunus armeniaca (apricot), 306 nucleotides long. The record is from the annotation of a GenBank genome assembly. NCBI's taxonomy places the organism in Eukaryota, Viridiplantae, Streptophyta, Magnoliopsida, Rosales, Rosaceae.
AUGGAGCAGAUCCAUUCUCUCACUCCUCUGCAACCACACUUGAUGUAUGCACCUGUGUGCGCGUCUAAUGGAGCCCUAGCUCAUAUGCCGUUGGGCCCAAUGCACACCGCUCUACUUGACCCGCGCAGUCAGAGGGUCGACGAUCAAAACAACCUGAUUGGUCAGCUACUCAGGCAGAUCAACUUGAAUCAAGGCCCUAACCUUGGACCCCGUGACGAGGAGAGGAGGAUGCACGAGCAAGUCGGAGAGCAGUUCGAGAGGUCACAGGCUAGUCAGACAGGGGCAAAUAGGCUGGGGAGAGAAUGA